Molecule: messenger RNA, 909 nt
Organism: Alternaria arborescens
Lineage: Eukaryota; Fungi; Ascomycota; Dothideomycetes; Pleosporales; Pleosporaceae
Exons: 2
Coding region: 1-909 (302 amino acids)
Biological process (GO): transmembrane transport
Cellular component (GO): plasma membrane
Molecular function (GO): water channel activity
Source: RefSeq, a predicted model, not a curated record
AUGGCUUUCGAGAAGCACAUUCCAAUCUACAAACGAACAUCCUCUCUUUCAUUUGUGCUCUCACCUCCCAUCACCUUGAGGCCUUUUUCUUCAAGCACUCUUGGUAGCAACCCGUACUGGAUCAUGUUCGACGAUAAGGACAAAGACUCUGGUCUACCCUUCCAUGAGCCAUCAACCGCACCUCCCUCGGAGGACCGAAGGAAGCAUCAUGUCUUACGUACAGAGGCCACAGCUUUCUUGGGAGAGCUAAUCGGCACCUUCAUGUUUCUAUCCCUGGCUUUCACUGGUACUCAGAUCGCGCUCAAUGCCGCGGGCACCAACGACUUGACGGCAUCUUCGAACCCGAUUCCCGAUGUUGGGAAGCUUCUCUACAUUGCCUUCGCCUUUGGCGUCUCCCUGGCUAUCAACGUCGCCAUAUUCGCCGACAUCAGCGGCGGUAAAUUCAAUCCAGCAGUUACUGCCGCCUUGUGGCUCACACGAAAGAUACAUUGGCACCGUGCGCUCCAAACUAUCAUAGCGCAAAUGAUAGCUGCUAUCGCCGCAGCAGGCUUCGUCUCCGGUCUUUUGCCUGGGGCCCUCACCAUCGACACAAAGCUCGACGCAUCGAUUAGCGUGACGAGAGGUUUAUUCUUGGAAGCAUUUGUCACGGCGCAACUCGUCCUGAGCAUUCUCAUGUUGGAGGCCGGGUCAUCGAAACCAAUGUACAUCGGCUUGUCGCUAUUCAUCGCUGAGAUGUGCAGUGUCUACUUUACCGGUGGUAGCUUGAACCCAGCACGAAGUUUUGGUCCAGCAGUUGUCGUGGGAUUUACUAGUUAUCACUGGAUCUACUGGGUGGGUCCACUGGGAGGAGCAGCCGUGGCGAGCGGAGCUUAUGCACUUAUCAACUUUGUACGGCGAAAUCCUAUAUAG